AUGGAGCAGCGCUUCACCUGGGCUUCAGCCCUCGUCCUGGUCCCGGGUCGGCCCGGCAGCCAGCGGCUCAUCCUCCGAAGGAUCCCAGCACAGACCUCCAGCAGCAGCAGCAGCAGCUCCACACCUGCCAGUCCCCCUGGCUGGACUGUAAGGUCACACACACUGUUUCCUUCCCACACUACCGAUGAGGCCUCGAAGGAGCAACACCGCAAGACCCUCAAUGAGGUGGUUAGAGCCUGUCCUCCUAAGAGGGUGCCCACUGUGGCUCCUGAAGCAGGCCCAUCAAAAACCCCAUGUAUCUCUUUUAAAUUGUGGUCUCAAGCUCUUGCAGGGUUCUCCCCAGAAGACGGUGUGGAAUCGAGGCCAGCUGUGAAGGUGCGGUCCCCCAGACCAGCUGUGGCCCCACGCGCUGCUCCACAGAGGUGCCCAUGGAGAGCAGCUGUGGCACCCAGUGCUGCUCCAGGACCUGGUUCUCUGAAAGCAGCUCUGGUACUUGAUACCUGUUUGCUUUAUUGUGGUUUGGUUAAUGCAAACCUUCAUUGUUUGCUUCACAUAUUUUUCUUUCUUGUACUUAUACUUUCCUUGAUUUAACUUUACUGAAAGAGACAGAGAAGAGAGCGGAGAAGAGGAAAGGACAGGAAAGCAGAGGAGAGGAGGAGGUGAAGGAGAGGAGGUGGGAGGGCCAAAGGUUUAAAACUGUCACAGGAACAGGUACAUAACAAUAUUUGUUUGCCAUUGUUUCACUUGUUUUUCAAGUCUUUUGUUUUUCUUUCUUUUUGCAUAUUUUACUUCAACUUUCCUUUUGUACAAUUUUCUUGUAGAAAGAGAGGAGAGAGAAGAUCUAGUUGGAAGAAAGGAGAGGAGAGGAAAGGAGAGGAGCUGA
Xyrichtys novacula (pearly razorfish) is the source of this 883-nucleotide messenger RNA. Lineage: Eukaryota; Metazoa; Chordata; Actinopteri; Labriformes; Labridae. The record is from the annotation of a GenBank genome assembly.